AGGGCGCCGCGAUGCAUGGUGGGAAGCGUGUCUCUUCCCGCCUCUCCCCAGCCUUUCGGGGCGGAGUCAGACCCGCGCGGGCGGCCGUUGGCCGGGCUGCGCAUUCCCGCGCCUGCCGAGGGGAGGCUGGCGCGCGCUGCCCCUUACCGGCCGUCGCGUGCUUUAAUCCCAGGAGGAGGAAGAGAAGAGUUUGAAAAUGGGCCCUCAAAGCUAAAAGCUUAUAUGGAUAAAACUGUGCCUACUAAACAAUGGCAUCCUAUAUUAAAAACUGCAUGGCAAAUGUGCAGCUGCUCAAUGACAGUGACCACUAAUAAGAGCAGUCUUCUCAACGAAGAUAUACGCUACCCUCCCCAGCCUGUACCCGCCAGUGGAACACUGCUCCCCUGGGGGAAGGAUUCCUUGGUCACCCUCCAGCUCCAGUUUGGCUCAGUCCCUCCACACCUGGCUAAACUCAGCAUAGAGACAAACUUAUCCAGCCUCUUGGGACCUGUGUGGAGGGGAGCGUGCUCCUAUAUAACUGAAGAUCAGAGAUUAAGAUCAGAGGGCCUGUCUCUCCUCUCAGCAAGUUUUGAUACAGGUCUGAAGCCUACUGGGAAAAGAAGAAGAAAAUUCCGAGCAAGACUGGCCAAGAAGAAAGUUCUGACUUCCAGCCAUUGUUCUCCUCUAACUUGAUUUCAUUUAUAAUUGAAUCCCAAGUGAAAAAGGUGUCUGACUGAUCCACUUUGACUUGCUUUGAAAGGUUAUUGACAGGUUGUUAAAAUGUACAAUUUCCCCACUUCUGGAGAGUAUCUGGAGCAGCCAUUGCCUUGUCCAUCAUCUUUCUCUCAUAAGGACUUUCACCAGCUAGUGACACAAACAUGGGAAUCCUAUUUAUUAUUUGCUUGAGACAAUGCCCGCAACAUACCUGGUACUUUCCAGAUCCCAAGGAACACCCCUCACCCUAAGGAGCCCAAAAUCUAAGGACAGAGACAAGCAGGCAGAAAUCAGGGCAAGGGAACAAUAAAAGGUAUUUUAUAUACAGACCAACAAGAUUCAGUAUAGGCAGCACAGCAGAAGUGAG
Messenger RNA from Mauremys reevesii (Reeves's turtle), 1060 nucleotides. RefSeq lists its product as uncharacterized. Lineage: Eukaryota; Metazoa; Chordata; Testudines; Geoemydidae. Bases 16 to 672 code for a protein of 218 amino acids. The record is from RefSeq and is a predicted model, not a curated record. The transcript has 6 exons.